Molecule: messenger RNA, 3277 nt
Organism: Lonchura striata (white-rumped munia)
Lineage: Eukaryota; Metazoa; Chordata; Aves; Passeriformes; Estrildidae
Product: KIAA1210 ortholog
Source: RefSeq, a predicted model, not a curated record
GGGUGCCCUCCUGGUGGGGGCCAUCACUACAAAGGAGCCACACUUCUCCUGAGGCCUGAGCCUCCUCCAGGGGACCUGCAAGAACAGCACAGUGCAGGAGAGUUGUACUCUGCAGAUGGGCCUGCUAAAGAAUCAAAAGUGCAUCCUCAAAGUACCAGUGCUGAAGUACCUGAGCUUCCAGAAUUGCAGCCACUUGAAGGAGAAGCUGCUGUGUCUCCAGUCACACCAGCAGCUGACUUGUUUAGCAGUGGUGUGGAAACAGUGGGCAUGGAUGUAUUGGCAGAUGGUGCACAAAGCUCCUCAGUAAAUUCUGUGGAUCCAAGCAUUAAAGCCCAGGAAAAGGGGGAUCUACUGUUUAUUGGCAAAGAAGAGAUUUGCUUUGGUACUACUGGGAAUCCUUCCAACCUUGCUGUCUCAGAUACUGCACUGAGUACUCCACAAGCUGCAGUAGCUGACUCAGAGUCUUGUUCUGACAUCAAGACAGUGGCUGAUUUGAGGUCUGAAAAGAGUUCAGUAGCAAAAAAUGACAAGGAAACUCCUGAAGUUAUGGAAUUUCAGUUAUCCAAGAACAGUGUAGGAAAAAAGACAGACUCUGCUGCAUCUGUGUCAGAAGCAGUUAGUGUGGUACCUUGCAGUAAAUUGGAAGUAUGUUUUAAAGCAGAAAUUAUUCCUGUUUCAAAGGGUAACCAAAGCAGUCAACAGGCCAACACAUCAUGCAUUUCUGAAAAACUUUCCAUUGGGUGUCUUACCUCUUCAAGUUUGGCUGGCUUGAAGAGUAAUUUAUCUUCUGAUGCUGGCAGUAAGGAGUACCAGGUAAGCACUACAGCUUCUCACAGUAAAACAGCAGAAGGCAGUCAGUCAUCAGAUGAAAGUGUAAAAAGUCCACUGAAGACUGCUUCUGCUAAACCAGUCAGAUUUACCAUUGCACCAGCGUGGCAAAGGUCUCUCUCAGGGGGUUCAAAUUCAAAGGAAGAUUCCUAUUCCAGAAGUUCUCCAACAUCCCCUAUAAGACCAGAGUUCUUUGAAGGAAUGACAAAAGAACACACACGUUUUGAUGCAGUUAUGCAGGAAUCAGCAAAAGCCAACUCAGAUAGAUUUGAUCGAGAUUGUAAGGACAGAGAUCUGCAUUUGAAUUAUUUUAUGGGGUGGGCUGACCAUGAAACACCCAACUUCGAGAGCCCAUUUGGAGUCAGACUAAGAAGAACAUCAUCUUUACUAAAAUACCAGAAUGAAAGCCGUGUAGAGCCUCCAAAGCUGAUCCCUCCAGCUGCUCCAGCUGCUUCUUUUGCUUCAGUGAAGGAGGAUCAGAAAUUGAUGGGCAUUGGGAAGUCACCUCUAAGCCUUCCUGUCAACACAAAAUCAGUUGUUAAAAAAACAGAUCUCCUAGAAGACAAAAAUACUGCCAAGACAAGAUCAGAAGAAGUGGCAAAGAAGCAAAAUGGUUAUAAACCUUCAGAAAAAGUCUCUCCAUAUUUGGAAACUGCUUCCCCUGAACCAGCUUGGGUCUCUGUGGCAAAGCUGAAACAAAAGGGUUUCCAGGACCACCCUCUUGCCAAAGAACACAAAGAUGAACACAAAGUGGAUCAAGGGGAGCCAGAGGUGUGUGCUAGUGAGGGCCCUCUGAAGAAGAACAUGCCUUCCAUCUCUCAGGACAAGAAAACACAAACCAAGGCCAGUGUGUCUGCAGCAGCAGGUAAAGUUGGGCCAGUUUCUCAAGAAGCAUCUGUGGUUCCUGCUGCUGAAAGGGAAGCAAGGCUCUCCUCUAACCUGGCAAUGACACCCUGCAGUCCUGCUGAACCACCCUGGCUGUCCCUGGCCAAGAAGAAAGCCAAAGCAUGGAGUGAAAUGCCCCAGAUCGUACAAUAGCAAACGACAUGACCAUCCUUCUUUGCAUUGCCAAUAGCUGUGUUAACUCCAUUUAAUCCCUUCUUUACUGUGACCAUUUUUUUUCUUUUGAGAAAUAAGAGCCUUAAAAACUUUUGAUCAGACUGUUGUAUAGAAAGACAUAAUGAAGAAAUGCCAUUGUGGGCUUAAUCUGAUGUAUUAGGAAGCUGAGCAUUUUCCUACUACCAGACAUUAGGAAAAUUUGAUUCAUUUUUAUAUGCUUACACAUCUGGUGAUGAUGUUCUAAAAAGACAUGCUUCAGGCUAUUGAAACAUUUCUCUAGCAAAAUAUGUCUUUAAAGUUUCUUUUAAAGAAACUUAUUCUUUUAAAAAGACUGCACUGUAUUUGGUAUGGUUUGGCUUUGAGCUAAGAAAUGAACGUGUGCUUUGAAAUAUUCACAAUGCUGGGCACUGACGCACUGUGAGUCAUGGACAUUGAUGUCAUCACACUCCUUUUCUAGAGCUCUACCAUGGGCAGCCUGGCUCUGCUUCAGGCUGUUCAUGAUGUGUUCUGUGAUAGCUGUAAGGUCCAAGCACGUUGUGAGCUGGAGUGGUUCUGGCUUUUGUGGGAAGUCUCAGUGCUGUUGCUCCUGUGCUUUGCUCACAGAUACCCACUGGAAUGCCCCAGAGCUGCACACCAGCUCUCUCCCAUGCACUGGAAAACCACCACACUGUAGCACAUGUCUGCUUUUAGUUGUACUUUUAGAAAUCUGGGUAAAUUAAACAUUCUAUUAAAAAAAAAAUCCUUCCUUUCUUUAAUUAUGGCAAAUAGUGAUUUUUUUGUGAGAUUCCUCACAAAACUGUCUCUCUUGAAGAGUGUGUUGGGGUGAGAACUUGCUCCUUAGAAAGUGGCAUCUUCUUUUCAAGAAAUGCCACUCUCCAUGUUCAUAAGGAUAUAAUUUAGUCAAUGGUAUGUAAUGUUAGUCAUAAAAGGGGCAUCUGCUUUCCUUCUUGGCUCAUCAGUCUUUAAUCAUUAACUCAAGAUCAGUCUGAGAAUGUGCAGCUGGAGCAGGAUUAUUCUCUCAGGGCCUGGCCUUGCAUUCACUUAAACUCACAAAAGUUUUGCUAUUGACUUUGAAGGAUACAGAUAUUUGAAAAAUGAGCUUUGUGAAAUUAUGCUGGUGGCUUAAGAGACAGGGGCACUUACUAGUCCUUCCAGUUCUUGCAGAAUUGCACGUUUAUGUAGUUUUUGUUUACAGUCAGUGCAAAAUUUGAAGGCUGAUUGACUGUUUUUUAGCUGGAAAGUUGUUAGCAAUUUUUAAAGGAAAAUAUUAUCUAUUGAUAGGAUUAACUGCAAACCAAAGAAAAUUGGUUUCAGAUCAGCUCAAGCGAGACUUUAAUCUUCCAGUUUUGGCCUGAAUUUAACAUGUAGAUUUUGCAAUUUGAAAACAGUA